This is a messenger RNA of Teleopsis dalmanni, 759 nucleotides long. RefSeq lists its product as uncharacterized. The record is from RefSeq and is a predicted model, not a curated record. The coding region runs from base 43 to 741 and encodes 232 amino acids. NCBI's taxonomy places the organism in Eukaryota, Metazoa, Arthropoda, Insecta, Diptera, Diopsidae. The transcript has 3 exons.
UUUAGUACUUAAGUUCGAGCACAGCUGAGAAGUGCACUCAAGAUGUUGGCUUAUCCGCUUAAAAAUUUAUCACAAAUAUUUGCGUUAUAUAUACUCGUACUUUUUAUUUUUACAAAUGUUAAAGCGACAGUUGAUCCUGUAAUUGCACGUGAGUGUUACAGUUGCGAGGGCACAACCUGUCAAAGGACUACGAAACUCAAUGUCACAACUACUUGCUAUGAUGCUUUGGAUACAUGUGUGACUAUUUUUGAUCAGUUUACUGUUGCGGCUAAAGGUUGUUACUCAGAUAUGCCAGAAAUUUUGCGUAAAAAAUGCACCAACACUGCAAAUCCUGAAUGCUCUCAAUGCUAUGAUCAAUUAUGCAAUAAUAAAGCUCGUGCCGAUAUAAAAUGCAUUGAAUGCAAUUCAAAGGAACAAAUCCGAUGCGCUACAGAUACAAACUAUUUAAUACCUAAACAAUGCGAUGCACCUACGGCAUCGAAUACUUAUUGUUACGUUCGGAAGAAUGCAGAUAAUAUCAUUAUCAGAGGUUGCCUCGUUCAUGCAAAGGAUCAAAUUGCUUGUAUGAAGGAUGAUACUUGCAGUAUGUGUCAUGCUGGCAAUAAUCCAGGAUGUAAUAGUUUUUCUUUAGUCACAAGUAGUGCAAAUACUAAUAAGAAUAUUUCGCAUAAAUUAUUUGGUGUUUUUUAUUUCAUUCUGUUCGGAUUUUGGGUUAAAAAGUGUUCCAUAACAAAUACCUAAAAAAAAUUUUAAAUUUUA